Molecule: messenger RNA, 1581 nt
Organism: Delphinapterus leucas (beluga whale)
Lineage: Eukaryota; Metazoa; Chordata; Mammalia; Artiodactyla; Monodontidae
Gene: PEX10
Product: peroxisomal biogenesis factor 10
Biological process (GO): protein import into peroxisome matrix
Cellular component (GO): peroxisomal membrane
Molecular function (GO): zinc ion binding
Source: RefSeq, a predicted model, not a curated record
CUAUCCGCUUUCCCGCAGCCCCAGGUCAUCACGAUCUCCCCGGUCUCCACGGUCCCCGCGGCCCCGCAACCCUAGGCCAUGGCCCCCGCGGCCGCCAGCCCCCCGGAGGUAGUCCGCGCGGCUCAGAAGGACGACUACUACCGCGGCGGGCUGCGGAGCGCGGCGGGCGGCACCCUGCACAGCCUCGCGGGUGCGAAGAAGUGGCUGGAGUGGAGGAGAGAGGUUGAGCUGGUGUCGGAUGUCGCCUACUUUGGCCUCACUACACUGGCAGGCUACCAGACCCUCGGGGAGGAGUACGUCAGCAUCCUGCAGGUGGACCCGACCCAGGGCCGAGUGCCCUCGAGGUUGCGCCGUGGGAUACUGGUGGCGCUGCACACCGUCCUGCCCUACCUGCUGGACAAGGCCCUGCUCCACCUGGAGCACGAGCUGCAGGCCGAUGGUGACGGCGCCUGGCCCUCACGGGGCAGCCUGGCCCCCAGUGCCCGUGGCCAGUCGGGGACAAGACGCUGGAUGCGCCGGUGCACGGCCGCCUUGACGGAGCAGCAGCAGGGGACGCUCCUGCGGGCUGUGUUGGUGUUCAGGCAGGGCCUCGGGUGCCUCCAGCGUCUCCACGUCGCCUGGUUCUACAUCCAUGGCGCCUUCUACCACCUGGCCAAGAGGUUCACAGGCAUCACCUACCUCCGUGUCCGCCAUCCGCUCGCAGAGGACCCUCGGGCCCGUGCCAGCUACAGGCUGCUGGGGCUCGUGUCCCUGCUGCACCUGGCACUGGCCGCGGGCCUGCAGCUCUACGGCUUCCGGCAGAGGCAGCGCGCCCAGAGGGAGUGGAGGCCGCAGCGUGGCCUGUCCCACCGCAGGAGCUACACAGAGAGAGCAGUUUCCAGAACCUCGCUGUGCACCCUGUGCCUGGAGGAGCGCAGGUACUCGACGGCCACGCCCUGCGGCCACCUGUUUUGCUGGGGCUGCAUCACCCACUGGGCCGACACCAAGAUGGAGUGUCCCCUCUGCAGGGAGAAGUUCCUCCCCCAGAAGCUGGUCUACCUGCGGCACUACCACUGACCCGACGGAGGGAGGAACCCAGGAGUCCUUCCUGAUGUCAGGAGGAAGUUUAUUCUCAAGGUUGACAAGUUGACUGCACUUGCACAGAAAUCAUGAAACUCUCAAGUCUUUUAUUCUUUGUCACAUAAGAUACCGUGCCAGCCGCCGGGGAGGACAGGCGCUGGACCUGGCCGUGAAAUGGCUUCAGGGCAGGUUGGGCAGGGCCUGCAGGGCUGCCAGCCAGACAGCUCAGCACUUAAACAGAACUUCCCUCCCUUCCCCAAACCGGUCGUUUAUAUCCAAUACCAGGCACACAGUGAGGGCAGGGCCAGACGGGCCAGGACUGAACAAGGGCCGGGAACCAGCAGCCUGCCUUCCCAGCGUGGUCAGUCUUCCAGCCCAAACGACCCACAAACCUUAACCCUCGUCACUGGAGCUGGCUUUUGGGGCGAGGGGGCACAGCCCUUCCCGGAAAGGAGCCGUGAUUGCCCCCUAACACAUUUGGCAGGUGCCUUCUAAUAAAUGUCAAGUUUGUUUCCCAUUUUA